CUAUCACCUGGGAACCGUAGACUCUUCUCCGUAUCAUACGCAAAGAACGCUCAGGCCUCGAGAGCUCCAACAGGUGCAGCGGCGCUCGAGACUGUAGAGAAGGAUGGAGCGCGCAUCUUGCGCGCAGUAGAGAAACGCGUCGCGCUGAGGGACGAACUACUUUCAAAGAUGUCAGAAGACAUGUCCUCGCCAGACGACAUUGCCCGGUUGAAGCAAGCCAAAGAGCUCGAGCCCCUCUGCGAAGCCUGGAGCGAAUACGCCAGCGCCCGAGCCGCCCUCCGCGAGACCAUCCCCCUCCUCUCGGACUCGGACCCAUCCAUGCGCGCCCUCGCCGCCGAAGAAGCCGCCUCGCUCACCGAAACACUCUCAAAUCACAUCUCGACCCGCUUCCCGUCCCUCGUCCUCCCGCGCUCCAGAACAGCACACCUCGGUGCCCUGCUCGAGCUCAAACCCGGCGUCGGCGGAGACGAGGCCGCGCUCUUCGCGGCCGACCUGCUGCGUGUAUAUGCGCGCUUUGCGGGGUCGGUGGGACGUAAGUGGCAGACGGCGGUGCUCGGCGCGGGGAGCAUGACGGACACGGGCGGGGUGAAGGAGGUCACGUUGGAGGUGAGAGGCGCGGGCGCGUACGACGCGCUGAGGUGGGAGAGCGGGGUGCAUCGUGUGCAGCGGGUGCCUGCGACGGAGAGUAAUGGACGGGUGCACACCAGCACAGUUGCGUGUCUGGUCCUGCCGCUCGUUGAAGAAGACGCGUCUCAUGGCGAAGAUGAGCUCUUCUCGAUGGACGACGUCAGGGUCGAAGUCAUGCGAGCUCGCGGUGCUGGCGGCCAGCACGUCAAUAAAACGGAAUCCGCCGUUCGACUGACUCACGUCCCGACGGGCAUAACCGUAUCCAUGCAGGACGAGCGCAGCCAACAUCAGAACCGACGCCGCGCAUUCCAAGUCCUCCGCUCUCGUCUCCUCGACCAGAAAAUAACACGCGACAUUGCAGACCGCCGAGCGGCCCGCCGCUCGCUCGUGCGCACAGUCGACCGGAGCGAGAAGAUUCGCACGUACAACUACGCUCAGGAACGAGUUACCGACCAUCGGAUCGGGCUGUCGAUUAUGAACCUGAGCUCGUUCUUGGAGGGCGAGGCGCUGCAAGUGUUCUUGGACGGGCUCCAGAGGCGCGCGGAUGAGGAGGCAAUGGAGGAAUUGAUGGGGGACAUGGAGAAGAGCUGAUGUGUAGUGGAUCUUACGUGUUGUUCGCGCGCAAUCAUUCGUCG
Coniophora puteana RWD-64-598 SS2 is the source of this 1262-nucleotide messenger RNA. Its product is annotated as peptide chain release factor 1. Bases 169 to 1218 code for a protein of 349 amino acids. Gene Ontology annotation, molecular function: translation release factor activity. The transcript is spliced from 7 exons. Gene Ontology annotation, biological process: translational termination. Lineage: Eukaryota; Fungi; Basidiomycota; Agaricomycetes; Boletales; Coniophoraceae. The record is from RefSeq and is a predicted model, not a curated record.